UCCUUGUUUCUUGCGUGCGACUUCUCUUAUAUUCCCACAUAUCAUUAGGCCCCAUAUAUAUCAUUAUGGUCCCUAGUACCAUUUGAUGGUAUACCAUCGAAGCUAGCUAGCUCUUAUUGUUUGUGUGGAAUCUUUGGCUCUGGAAAUGGCGGAGGAGGUGCAGAAGGUGGUGUUCGAUUCGGGAGAGGCGGCGGCGAUGGUGGAGGAGCUGAGGGGGAGUUAUAGGUCUGGGAAGACGAGGAGCUACGAGUGGAGAGUGUCGCAGUUGAAGAAGCUGAAGAAGAUAACAGAGUUUCACGAGAAGGAAAUCGUUGAGGCUCUCCGGUCUGACCUGUCCAAGCCGGAAACUGAAUCCUUCGUUCAAGAGAUAGGCAUGUUGAAGAGCGCGUGUAAAUUAGCCAUUAAACAACUGAAGUCAUGGAUGAAGCCAGAGACGGCUAAAACUUCAAUGACCACUUUCCCUUCGUCAGCUGAAAUAGUAUCUGAGCCUCUUGGUGUUAUACUAAUAAUUUCAGCUUGGAAUUAUCCUUUCUUGUUGUCCCUUGAUCCAGUUGUUGGAGCCAUUGCAGCCGGGAAUGCUGUGGUUCUAAAACCAUCAGAACUUGCUCCUGCUACAUCGUCAUUGCUUGCAAAACUAUUAGGAGAGUAUAUGGAUAGCUCUUCUGUGAGAGUGGUUGAGGGGGCUGUUGCUGAAACAUCUGCAUUAUUGGAGCAGAAAUGGGACAAAAUCUGUUACACAGGAAACGGAAGAGUGGGAAGGAUUGUGAUGGCUAGUGCUGCAAAGCACCUCACACCUGUCCUUUUGGAGCUUGGAGGAAAAUGUCCUGUUGUUGUUGAUUCUGGCAUUAACUUACAAGUUGCAAGUAGGCGGAUAAUUGCAGGAAAGUGGGGCUGUAAUAAUGGACAGGCUUGCGUUUCCCCUGACCACAUUAUAACAACAAAAGAAUUUGCUACUAAAUUGGUGGAUGCCUUGAAAAGUGAACUGGAUAACUUCUAUGGGAAGAAUCCACUACAAUCUAAAGAUUUGUCUCGUAUUGUGAAUUCUAAUCACUAUGAUCGCUUGACAAAGCUGUUGGAUGAAGAUAAGAUUUCUGGUAAGGUCAUCCAUGGAGGUGAAAGGGACAAAAACAACUUGAGGAUAGCUCCCACCAUCUUACUUGAUGUUCCACAAGACUCCCUCAUAAUGCAGGAGGAGAUCUUUGGUCCCUUGCUUCCUAUUAUCACGGUUGACAAGAUAGAAGACAGCUUUGAUUUGAUAACCUCAGGAACAAAGCCUCUUGCUGCAUAUUUGUUCACCAACAAUCAGAAGCUGAAGGAUCACUUUGUCGGGAAUGUCUCUGCAGGAGGUUUGCUUAUCAAUGACACUACCCUCCAUCUUGCUGUUCCCACCUUGCCAUUUGGAGGAGUUGGGGAAAGUGGAAUGGGUGCAUACCAUGGGAAAUUCUCUUUUGAAGCCUUCAGCCAUAAGAAAGCAGUUGUUUAUCGAGGUUUCUUUGGAGAUGCUGCUGUGAGGUACCCUCCUUACACAAAGGGCAAGCUAACUCUUAUGAAGGCUCUGGUUGGCGGUAGUCUUUUGGGGAUAAUCCGCGCUCUGUUCGGAUGGUCCGAGGCUUAGCUUGAUGUAAUUUCUUCUCUCAUCAUAUGUUGAUAAAUGUUGCAAGUUUUUCAGUAUUUUGGUUUUGCUUAGAAUGCCAUCCGGGCCACCCUUAUAUUCAUUUCUUCUAAAGCUCUAAACUCUCUUGUUAGUAUAGAAACAUUGGGUUAUUUACCCUGCAGUAUACAAGACCCCAAUCUAACUCUGUCUUGGGUGAAAACUAUCUCCUUGAGCUUCUACCUAUCUUUUACAAUGAAGUAAUGGGUUCUGUACAUUGUGCCA
Messenger RNA from Fragaria vesca subsp. vesca, 1876 nucleotides. Its product is annotated as aldehyde dehydrogenase family 3 member H1-like. Bases 146 to 1615 code for a protein of 489 amino acids. Gene Ontology annotation, molecular function: aldehyde dehydrogenase (NAD+) activity. Gene Ontology annotation, cellular component: cytoplasm. Gene Ontology annotation, biological process: aldehyde metabolic process. The transcript has 10 exons. The record is from RefSeq and is a predicted model, not a curated record. NCBI's taxonomy places the organism in Eukaryota, Viridiplantae, Streptophyta, Magnoliopsida, Rosales, Rosaceae.